Messenger RNA from Spea bombifrons (plains spadefoot toad), 1715 nucleotides. RefSeq names its product TUB like protein 1 (gene TULP1). Gene Ontology annotation, biological process: protein localization to cilium. Lineage: Eukaryota; Metazoa; Chordata; Amphibia; Anura; Pelobatidae. The record is from RefSeq and is a predicted model, not a curated record. The transcript has 13 exons. Gene Ontology annotation, molecular function: actin filament binding. Bases 169 to 1632 code for a protein of 487 amino acids. Gene Ontology annotation, cellular component: cilium.
CAUUAAGGAAGGUAAGGUUUUGUUGUCUAAGGGACAGAAGUGCAGUUUAUUAGAUGGCAAUAUGUGACAAAGAACAUGGCAAAUCAUAGCUAGCAAUAAGGUGAGAGGAAGACACAAGGGAAACAGCAAUCAAAGAAGAAAUUAGAAGUUAAAGAUUCAAAAUCUGAAAUGGACACAAGCAAAAAACCCAAAGCACAAAAAGAAGAUGCAAACCUGAAAGUACCACUUCAAGCCACAAAGAAAAGAAAAAAGAAAAAAGGAGAAACUAUGCAUGAAAAUGAGAAUACAUCCAAAUCAAAGGAAGUCAUAUCUAAAACAAAAUCCGUGACAUUAAAACCUAAAGAAGCUAAAACCAAGGGGAAAAAGGGGCCAGGAUUGUCACACUUCAAUGUGACAGCUACUAAUAAACAGGGACCAGGAUCAGAACGAGGCUCAGAGGAUGAAGAGUUACCAAAGAAAUCAAAAAAGAAAGGUGGCAGUGAUAAUGUAUGUGAAGGUAAAGACAAGAUUCAAAAAGUGGAUAAAAAAGAACUUGAGAUGAAAAAUAAAAAAGUAAAAGUGAAGAAUAACUCUGGAGCGCAUACCAACGCAGUAAAAAAGGAUGGAAAACACAAAAAAAAAGGACAAGAGGUUGACAAUGAAAGUUCACAUUUCAGUUCAAAGAAUCUAAAGUCAUCAAUGGAGGAAACAAAUUCAAUGUUUAUGACCAAAGCUGAUGCAGCUAAAGAUUUGAAAACUAAGAAAAAGGCUGCUUUAAAUUCUAAUGUGGAGGAGGAAGAAAAACCAGUCAAGAACACAAAUAAGAAAGGGAAAAAGGGAAAGAAAUCUAAAAAGAAGGAGGACCGUUGUCUUUCACCAGUGAUUGAAGUGGAAAAUUUGGAGGAAUUUGUGUUGUGUCCAGCACCACAGGGCGUAACUGUCAAGUGCAGAGUGACAAGGGACAAAAAAGGGAUGGACAGGGGAUUAUACCCAACAUAUUAUGUACAUCUUGACAAUGAGAAGAAGGUUUUCCUAUUAGCUGGAAGAAAGCGGAAGAAAAGUAAAACCUCCAAUUACUUGAUUUCAAUUGAUGCUACCGACCUUUCACGAGGAGGAGAGAAUUUUAUUGGAAAACUAAGAUCCAACCUCAUGGGAACAAAAUUUACAGUAUUUGACAAUGGUGCAAACCCUGAGAGAGCCAAUGCUGAUUGGUCAAAUGUACGGCAAGAAAUAGCAGCAAUUAUUUAUGAAACAAAUGUUUUAGGAUUUAAAGGUCCAAGGAGGAUGACAGUUCUAAUCCCAGGGAUGGAUGAAGACUGUGAAAGGGUCCCUAUUCGUCCUCGAAAUGAUAAUGAUGGAAUUCUUCAAAGAUGGCAGAACAAGAACAAGGAUAAUUUGAUUGAAUUACACAACAAAAGUCCUGUAUGGAAUGACGAAACACAGUCUUAUGUGCUGAACUUUCAUGGACGUGUUACACAACCUUCUAUCAAGAACUUCCAGAUAGUGCAUGCUGAUGACCUUGAUUACAUCAUCAUGCAGUUUGGGCGCAUAGCUGAUGAUACUUUUACCAUGGACUAUAGGUAUCCUAUGUGCACGGUUCAAGCUUUUGCCAUCGCAUUAUCCAGCUUUGAUGGGAAAUUAGCAUGUGAAUAAUUGAUUGGAACAAUAGCUCUUAAAUCUACUUGCUUUUUGUGAAUGCCCUCACUGAUUAAAAUUAACAUUUAAUAAAACAAAAA